Molecule: messenger RNA, 767 nt
Organism: Manihot esculenta (cassava)
Lineage: Eukaryota; Viridiplantae; Streptophyta; Magnoliopsida; Malpighiales; Euphorbiaceae
Product: trafficking protein particle complex subunit 2-like protein
Exons: 5
Coding region: 130-561 (143 amino acids)
Biological process (GO): endoplasmic reticulum to Golgi vesicle-mediated transport
Cellular component (GO): TRAPP complex; nucleus; cytoplasm
Source: RefSeq, a predicted model, not a curated record
AUUUAUAACAAGGAAGGCACACACGCGAGGGACGCGUGACGAGGACAGCGGGAGGGGGAGAGAGGGAGAGAGACAGAUCAAUCCUUACUUCAGCUGAUCGACUUUUAUCAGUGGCUCAAACCGGAGAAGAUGAUUGUUUGCGUAGCGGUGAUCGGUCAUCAGAACAAUCCACUGUAUAUUCAGAGCUUCACGGAGGCAGACGAUGCUCUCAAGCUCCACCACAUUGUCCACUGCUCCCUCGACGUAGUCGAAGAGCGAGUGAAUAAUCCAAAGAAAUCUGGCCCGACGUUGAAUGAGACAUUUCUUGGAUUGCUUUAUCCAACCGAGAAUUAUAAAGUGUAUGGCUAUUUGACUAACACAAAGGUCAAAUUCAUCUUAGUGACAACUGAUUUAGAUGUCAGAGAUGCAGACGUGAGAAAUUUUUUCCGGAGGUUCCACGCUGCUUACGUGGAUGCAGUUUCAAAUCCAUUCCAUGUACCUGGCAAAAAGAUUACAUCCAAAACUUUUGCAGAAAGGGUAAGCAACAUUGUAAAGUCAUUUGGUUUGAGCUCAGCUAGCUGAAUGCUGCUAUCCUAAAUUGACACCUUCUGUAUUUCUUUAUGAAACUUGCGAAUGUUAUUUUUCUUUUACCAAAUCCCAUUUUCUUCUUCAUCUAGGACAUGAACAGAUACUGUAUCAUUUUAGAGAAACUUAGGAUCUGAGGUUUUUCCAAGAUGAAACAAGUGAUUUAUACUGUGUUUAUAGAUGUGAUUCUUACAUUCUGUGCA